Prunus armeniaca (apricot) is the source of this 219-nucleotide messenger RNA. The record is from the annotation of a GenBank genome assembly. Lineage: Eukaryota; Viridiplantae; Streptophyta; Magnoliopsida; Rosales; Rosaceae.
AUGAGACUUAGGUCAUUGCUUAUGCAAUGGUGGAAAUGGAGACAAAGGACUCUUGGGACUUGGAAAAAAGGAUUGUCUGGAGCAUUUGAAGAUGUAGUACCUAAUGUUGAGCAUCGUUUUUGUGCUAAGCAUCUCUUCAGCAAGUACAUAAAACUGUACAAGGGCAAGACACUUAAGGACGUGUACUGGGGUUAUGCAAGAGCCAAUGUAGUUAAGUAA